Molecule: messenger RNA, 561 nt
Organism: Paramuricea clavata
Lineage: Eukaryota; Metazoa; Cnidaria; Anthozoa; Malacalcyonacea; Plexauridae
Source: the annotation of a GenBank genome assembly
AUGACAUGGCAGGACAAGUGUUUAGUGACGAUUUUAUCAACCAAUGUCGAUCCACAGCCUGAACUUUUCGGUCCUUUGGAUGAGCGCACAGCUAAAACCUGCAAUAAGUUUAUGAACGGUGUAGACGUAAAUGACCAAUAUAGGAGCUACUACCCUGUAGGAGCUCAAUCUAAAAAGUGGUGGAAAUAUUUGGCUUGGUUUUUCGUGAAUAUUUCGAUUGUAAACGGUUUUAUUUUACAAAUUUUGCAGACCGAUCGACGCCGUCGCCUAAAACAUUUAGAUUUCUGUCUUGCUUUGGCAAGGCAACUUAUUUCGACCUAUAACGGCUACAAGAGAAUUUCUAGUGGUCCACCUAGCCGUAAAAAAGAUGUUCCAGUGGGUAGAAAUGUCAAGGGCCAUAGCUUAGUGAAGUCUUCAGAGCGAAGACGAGCGUGUGUGAUGUGUGCAAAAGCUGGAAGGAAGUGUGCAUCGGGAAGAACCUUUGAAAGUGUGUAUAAGUGUGCUCAGUGUAAUGUAAAUCUUUGUAGAGAGUGUGCAUGUUUUAUGGAAUGGCAUCAAUAA